AUGUCUGUGCGCUUUUCUUCCACAUCCCGGCGCCUUGGCUCCUGUGCCGGAGCAGGCUCCACGCGGCUCUCUAGUGGGGGAACAGGCUUUGGGGCUGGAAACGCCUGCGGUGCGCCGGGCAUCGGAGGGGGCUUCUCUUGUGCCUUUGGGGGAAGCUCAGCUGCAGGAGGCUAUGGCGGGGGGCUGGUCGGAGGGAGCACCCCCUGUGCCGCCUACACAGGGAAUGAACACGGACUCCUGUCCGGCAACGAGAAAGUGACCAUGCAGAACCUCAAUGACCGCCUGGCCUCCUACCUGGACAACGUGCGCGCCCUGGAGGAGGCCAAUGCCGACCUGGAGCAGAAGAUCAAGGGCUGGUAUGAGAAAUUUGGGCCUGGCUCCUGCCGCGGUCUCGAUCAUGAUUACAGCAGAUACUUCCCAAUCAUUGAUGACCUGAAGAGCCAGAUCAUUUCUGCAACUACAAGUAAUGCCAACGUGGUCCUACAAAAUGACAACGCAAGACUCACAGCUGAUGACUUUAGGCUCAAGUAUGAAAACGAGCUGGCCCUCCACCAGAGCGUGGAGACGGACAUCGGCAGCCUGCGCCGGGUGCUGGAGGAGCUGACUCUGUGCCGAGCCGACCUGCAGAUCCAGCUGGAAACCAUGAGCGAGGAGCUCACUUACCUCAAGAAGAACCACGAGGAGGAGAUGAAGGCGCUGCAGUGCGCGGCGGGUGGCAACGUGAACGUGGAGAUGAACGCAGCGCCCAGUGUGGACCUCACGGUGCUGCUCAACAACAUGCGGGCCGAGUACGAAGACCUGGCAGAGCAGAACCGCAGGGACGCCGAGGCCUGGUUCAACGAGAAGAGCGCCUCUCUGCAGCAGCAGAUCUCCGACGAUGCUGGAGCCAUCACCUCGGCUCAGAACGAAUUCACUGAGAUGAAGCGUAAUCUUCAAACCCUGGAGAUUGAACUUCAGUCCCUCUUAGCUAUGAAACAUUCCCUGGAGUGCUCCCUGACCGAGACCGAAGGCAACUACUGUGCUCAGCUCGCCCAGAUCCAGGCCCAGAUCACGGCCCUGGAGGAGCAGCUGCACCAGGUCAGAACCGAGACCGAGGGCCAGAAGCUGGAGUAUGAACAGCUGCUGGACAUCAAGGUCCACCUGGAAAAGGAAAUCGAGACCUACUGCCGCCUGAUAGAUGGAGAGGAUGGCUCUUGUUUCAAAUCAAAAGGCUAUGGAGGGCUAGGAAAUCAGAUAAAAGAUUCACCUAGAACCACCAUGGUUAAAACAAUUGUUGAAGAAAUAGAUCCUCGUGGCAAAGUUCUCUCCUCCAGAGUUCACACUAUGGAAGAGAAAUCCAUCAAAAUGAACACCAUGAACAGUGAGCAGAGGGUGCCUUCCUGA
Messenger RNA from Talpa occidentalis (Iberian mole), 1383 nucleotides. RefSeq names its product keratin, type I cytoskeletal 27. Gene Ontology annotation, biological process: intermediate filament organization; hair follicle morphogenesis. NCBI's taxonomy places the organism in Eukaryota, Metazoa, Chordata, Mammalia, Eulipotyphla, Talpidae. The transcript has 8 exons. The coding region runs from base 1 to 1383 and encodes 460 amino acids. The record is from RefSeq and is a predicted model, not a curated record. Gene Ontology annotation, molecular function: structural molecule activity.